AUGAUAAGCGACACAAGUGAAGAUGCCAACGGGGGAGAAAAUGAGAUGGCCCAUGAGAAUGUAAAAAGUGGAUGCGACGAAGAGGACAUAAAAUAUAAAAAACCAGACACGCACACCAAUUUUUGGAAAUCCUUCGGGCUUGGUACCAAGGCAGGGAAGCUCCUUUACAAUCUGUACGGGGAGAGAAGCAAAAUAACCCCCGCGCUUAUCAGCACCAAGAGGGCUACUAAGGAGGAUCCACCGAUGAGUGAACUUUCCGAGGUGGAGAGGAGACGUCCCCAAGUCAGCUACCCCGAAUUCAAAAAGCCGGUCCGGAAGGAACACCCAAUUGAUACGAUACCGCACAGAAAGCCCCUGGCAAAAAUCCUGGAAGACACAAAAAAUUACGAAUGCAUCAAAGAGCUUCCUGCACGGAUCGAACGAGAUCGAAUUUUGGAAAAAAAAAAACUCAGCGACCUUUUCUUUGGUUACAAAUGUAAAGUGGUCCCCCCCAGUUCUUCUCCGGCUGUCUUAACGGACGAGGAGAAAAGGGAAGCAAUCGAGAGUGCUGAGAAGGCUUUCUCAGACAUGAGAAAUUCCAGUUGCAGGGAAGACAACCUUAAGGAAGGCAUGAAGGUGUAUCAAGCCGAAUUGAUGACGGAACUACGAGAGAAGGUAGACCAGUAUAAUCAGCUUGUAUCCGUUGGAAUGGCAAACAAGGAGGGUGGCGCUCCGACGGACAGAGAGUGCAACGAAUAUGAAUAUAAAAAAAUUCAGCUAGUCAACGAAAUUCAGGAUUGCAAAAGGAACAUUGAGAAGACGAAUGCUGUGCUGGAUUCGUCCAAGUGA
Messenger RNA from Plasmodium inui San Antonio 1, 828 nucleotides. RefSeq lists its product as hypothetical. Lineage: Eukaryota; Apicomplexa; Aconoidasida; Haemosporida; Plasmodiidae. The transcript has 2 exons. The record is from RefSeq and is a predicted model, not a curated record. Bases 1 to 828 code for a protein of 275 amino acids.